GCCACUCGAUUUCACACUAUUUACAACAAAACCGUGAGGUUUGGGCUGGUAUUGGGGCUGGGUUGGAAGGGCAAUUUUGUCCUGUGCGUUUGAGACGGAUUGGGGUGGGUUUGGGUUUGCUGUCAUUCAGUGAGGGUUUCGGGGAUGGGAGGCCAUGCCUCCGAUACAGAGAGAGAGAGAGAGAGAGAUAGAGAGAGAGAGAUAGCGAGCGAUAGAGAGAGAGAGGGAGAGGUUAGGAUGUCAGUGCCUUAAUGUUUGAUAUGGUGACUGGGUGGGUGACAGUGAAAGAAAGAGGAUGGGUCGUCCGGAUUACGGGGAGAGAAACAGAGAGGGAAGGGUGGGGAUGGUGAACAGGCCCAAGCAUGUUCCCUCAGUCCGGGAUUCACUCACGAUCGUCCAUGCCCUGUUGCAUGUUCAGAUAAGUCUCUUUUUCAUUUGGAUUUUGAACUAAAAUCUUAAUUUUUUAUUAUUUCUUGCAUUUGUAUCUGUUGACAUUUUUUGGUACGUUAGGUCAGGUUUUGGGGAUUCAUCUUUCUAUUUAUUCCCUUAUUUGUUUCAUUUUCUCUCUUUUUGGGGAUUCAUCUCUCUGUUCUGUCUGUUUGUUCUUUGUUUUAAGGUCAGUUUUUCUUUUUUUUUUUUUGGGUUUUCAGUUGUUAAUCUGUGAUUCUGUGUUUAGAUUUUUCUUUCGUAUAUGAUUAAAUCGUUAAUGGGUUUUGGUUGUUGAAAUAUUUUUUUUUUGGGGAGAAUUUGUGUUUGGUUGCCGGAUUUGAUUUGGCUUUUGCUUUCAAGAAAACUGGGGUUCGAAUUUUGGGCCGAGCCUUUAUGAUUCGAUCGGAUCGAGGUGAUGGGGACACAAGUUCUGUCGGAAUAACAGAAACGAUUGGUUAUGUGGUUUUAGUGUUCAUUUGCUGUUGGAGCUCCCUGCAAUCGGGACUCGGAGGGAAUGCGACGGAUAGGCUGGCGCUGCUUGCCAUCAAAGCUCAAAUAAAGCAAGAUCACCAUAAUUACAACGUGAUGAGCUCUUGGAAUGAAUCCAUGCACUUUUGCAUGUGGCAUGGUGUGACGUGCGGUCGACGGCAUCGCCAAAGGGUCACUAACCUGGACCUGCAAUCUCAAAAUCUGGUAGGGAAACUAUCCCCAAGCAUCGGAAAUCUAAGUUUUCUACGGGAGCUGUGGUUGCAAAAUAACAGCCUCGGUCAUGAAAUUCCUCCACAAAUUGGGAAUUUGCGUAGGUUGCAGAUAUUGCGAUUAGACGUUAACUCGUUUAGUGGCAGUAUUCCACACAAUUUAUCACAUUGCUUCAACCUUAUCCUUGUGAAUUUCACUCGCAACAAGCUGGUGGGUAAAAUUCCUUCAGAAAUUGGAUUGCUGUCGAAGUUGCAAGAAUUUGUGUUAAAAUUUAAUAAUGUAACGGGACAGGUCCCUCCUUCCUUAGGGAACCUUUCAUCUCUCCAGGUACUAAGUCUUUCUAGUAAUAACUUGAUGGGAAACAUCCCCAGUUCUCUUGGCCAAUUGAAAAAAUUAACCUUCUUGGGAUUGGGGUUAAAUCGGUUGUUUGGUAGCAUCCCUUCCUCCAUUUAUAACAUGUCUUCUCUUGUUACAUUUUCCAUUCCAAUUAACCAAAUUCAAGGGAGUAUUCCAUCAGAUAUUGGCAAAAGUCUUCCUAAUCUCGAAAUCUUCAUCGUCAACUCAAACCAACUCACUGGGUCCAUACCCCCCUCAAUAUUCAACGUCACAAGUGUUUGGUAUUUUGAUGUUGGGAUUAACAACCUAAUCGGACGGGUACCGAAUCUCCAAAAGCUUCACAACCUCCUGCAUUUCAGCAUUCUAAAUAAUAGUAUUGGAAGCGGUAAAGAUGGUGACUUAAGUUUUCUCUCGGACUUGACCAAUGCCACGCAGUUACAAGCGCUGAUUAUUAACGACAACAAUUUUGGAGGGACAUUGCCCAUGUCAAUAGCCAAUCUCUCAACCAAACUUGAAUGGUUUUGGGUUCACCGUAACCAAAUAUAUGGAAGUAUCCCAUCUGGGAUAGGGAACCUGGUGAGCUUGGAAACGUUGGGUUUGGGGAAAAAUAGCUUCACAGGUAGCAUCCCCUCUGACAUGGGUAAGCUUUCAAACCUUGGAGCAUUACAAAUUUCCCAUAACACAUUAUCAGGAAAUAUUCCGUCUUCCUUAAGAAAUUUAACCAAGUUAUUCUAUCUUGAAUUGGAUGGAAAUCAUCUUGAGGGCAGCAUUCCUUCAAGCCUAGGGGAAUGCCAUUGGUUGCAAUCGUUGUCUGUUUCUUAUAACCUCCUAAAUGGCACAAUACCCAAACAAGUUUUUAGACUCCCCUCCUUAUCGAUUUCUUUGGACUUGUCUAAUAACCUCUUCACAGGUUUCCUUCCCCCGGAAGUUGGGAAUUUCCAUAGUCUAAGUAAAUUGGAUCUUUCUGAUAACAUGUUAUCUGGAGAACUCCCCAGCAGCCUUGGUGGUUGUGAGAGUUUAGAAGUCCUGCAUUUGCAAGGAAACUUCUUCAACGGGUCCAUUCCUUUGUCUAUGAGUUCAUUGAGAGGGAUUCAAGAUCUAGACCUUUCUCGCAAUAAUUUUUCAGGGGAAAUUCCGCAUUUUUUAGAAGGCUUUAGAAUCCUAAAUAAUCUGAACUUAUCAUUCAAUCAAUUUUGGGGAGAGGUACAACUGGAGGUGUUUUCAAAAAUGCGAGUGCUAUUGGGCAACACUAAUCUGUGCAGCCCUAUUGCUAAAUUUAAAGCUUCCCCAAGUGCAAGUCUAAAGAGACCAACAAACAAAGGUUGUCUCGUAGCUUGA
Messenger RNA from Malus domestica (apple), 2802 nucleotides. NCBI's taxonomy places the organism in Eukaryota, Viridiplantae, Streptophyta, Magnoliopsida, Rosales, Rosaceae. The record is from RefSeq and is a predicted model, not a curated record.